GUGAAUCUGCAAAAUUCAUCUCGAGGGUGUCAGGAGACUCCUCAGCUAGUUCGCGAGGAUUCGUAGGUGAAGGGAUGGAGAAGGCAUCGGCGACAGGUAACACCAGACAACUAUUUAGUCCUAAUAGGGAAACAGGUGACAAAAGACAAAUGAUAAGUGAAACAGUCUCUGAGAAAAAUGGCACGAUAAUUAGCUCCCAGGAUAGACGACUGGAACGGUGGAAAGAACACUUUGAGGAGCAAUUUAAUUGGCCUACAACCACACUCAACUUACCCAGCAUCCAUCACCUCCUUGAAUGGGAUAUAAACACAGGUCCUCCGUCCCUAAAUGAGGUUACGAAAGCUGUCGCUAGUCUGACACGAGGCAAAGCAGCGGGGCCUGGUGGAAUGACUCCAGAGGUGUUUAAGGACGGUGGGGACAGUCUACUGUCUGCGUCAACUAAGGUAUUAGGCAACGUCUGGGAAUCACAGACAGUUGCGUCGGUCUGGUGUAAGUCAUCGGUUAUCCCGACAUACAAGAAGGGAGACAAGUCUUCCUGUGAUGAUGACCACAGGGGGAUUAGCUUGACCAAUAUGAUAUCUAAAGUUCUAGGUUCAAUAAUCAUGCGUAGACUAAGCGGUGUUCGGGAGGAACAAACACGAGAGAAGCAGGCAGGCUUUAGACCAGGAAGAGGGUGUACUGAUCAUAUCUUCACCCGUCGACAGAUUCUGAGACACAGGAAUACUUACUGGCGUCCAACAAUCGUCAUAUUUCUUGACCUGAAAGCGGUUUUGGAUUCCCUCUCCCAAGAGGUGCUAUGGCGAUGUUUGGCUGUGAAGGGAAUGCUGAGAAAAUACAUUGCACUGAUCAAGGCACUCUGCUGGAACUCAUGCAAUCAGCGAGGUGAGAGCCUACGGAGAGUUGUCAUCUGAUAAAUAUGAUGACAACCAGUGUUUUCCGUCAGGGAUGCCCACUGUCCCCAUUUCUGUUUAGAUAUCAUCAAAGAUGUACUAAUGGACUUGACCCUAACUGACUUCAGCAGCUCAAGGAUUGACUCGUUAGCAGGGAAUAAUCACGUUGACUUAGAAUAUGCAUGCGGAUGAUAUAGUCCUUCUAGGUGAAGACGCUGACAAAGUAGAGCAGAGUCUUCUGAACACCUUGAGCUGAGCAGCAAUCUUCGAAUGUUUGGCAUGCGAU
This is a messenger RNA of Trichobilharzia szidati, 1176 nucleotides long. NCBI's taxonomy places the organism in Eukaryota, Metazoa, Platyhelminthes, Trematoda, Strigeidida, Schistosomatidae. The record is from the annotation of a GenBank genome assembly.